AUUUGUCGAAUUGAAUAAUUAUCGCCACGCCAUUCUUUCCGAAUUGGUCAUAAGAAUCUUGUUACCACGCCUCACUCCAUGAGAGAGCGUUUUCUUCGACAUCAGCAACGUAGUGGGUACUCAUCGUUCAUUGUACAAGGAGAUCCUGUUUUGAGUCAUACAUUACCGUCGCAAGCAGGUGGACUGUUAACGCGCGUUCAGAAUCAUGGGAAAAGCAAUCGUUAUAAUGAUACUGCUGCUAUUUGCGAUUUCUUCGAUCGUCGCCCAGCAAAACGGUAAACCGGGAGCAUGCCCACCACCUGUGGCCAUUGGGAUCUGCGAUAUGAAAUGCUUUUCUGACAGUCAGUGUGAGGGCAACAAUAAGUGUUGUCGUACCGGCUGUGGAGGCACCUUCUGUACGUUUCCUGUUUCCGUGAGAACAAAUAACCGCGUGAAGCCCGGGCGGUGCCCUGAGACGCCGAUCGGUCCAUGGGUCUGUUCGAGCACGUGUCGGGUGGACGGCGACUGUAGGGGACGAUCCAAGUGUUGCCAGAAUCGCUGUGGAGCCCUGGCAUGUACGAAACCUGAGGCUUGAUGAUCGCCGAUUUCCGUACAGACUGCUAGAGAAUUAUUUUAUGAAACAAGUACACUUAAUAUUCUCUGUGCACCAGGAGUUUCUUUACGGAUGCGAAGGGUGAUUUACAACCGCAAUAUAUUUUAUGAAUAUAUAAAUAAAUUAACGCGUCCAUAAUAGAUAUUUUGUUAUUGCUAAAAUCGAAUUCUGCUACGUACCAAGGCCGCUCCAGUCCAUACCCAUGUAAUAUCCUUAAUCACAUAUUUACUUGGGCCUUUUUUCAGGCAUUUGGAAUUUGUUUAUCAAAAUAAAAUGUAACAUUUUGGCCAUAAAAAUUGGUAAAACUA
Cryptotermes secundus is the source of this 900-nucleotide messenger RNA. Its product is annotated as waprin-Rha1. NCBI's taxonomy places the organism in Eukaryota, Metazoa, Arthropoda, Insecta, Blattodea, Kalotermitidae. Gene Ontology annotation, molecular function: peptidase inhibitor activity. Gene Ontology annotation, cellular component: extracellular region. The record is from RefSeq and is a predicted model, not a curated record. Bases 206 to 574 code for a protein of 122 amino acids. The transcript has 2 exons.